This is a messenger RNA of Xyrichtys novacula (pearly razorfish), 5653 nucleotides long. Lineage: Eukaryota; Metazoa; Chordata; Actinopteri; Labriformes; Labridae. The record is from the annotation of a GenBank genome assembly.
UCUGCCGAAAUGAUUAAACGAAGAAGUCCAGUUCUCGCGAGAUAUCGCAGAACCAGAGCCGGCAGCUCCAUCAGACGGUGUUGGAGUAGUUGACAGAGUGUAGAUGCUGUUUGUUGUUAAAAAUAUAUUAUCGUACUUUUAGGAUUUAAACAUGUACGGCUAAAGACCACACUACUGCCACUUUCUCUUUCGAAGUUUGUCAUAUGUAAGAAAUCAAUUUUAGAGGCCUUCUGGUCGCUUGCAUGCUGCUAUGAGCUAAUGCUAAGGUUAGACAACGUGAACAACACAACAUUUAUUACGGAAUAUUUCAUCCUUAUCGAGCUGUUAUAACAUUAAACUCACAAUGAAGUGCCAUUAUGAAGUACUGGGUGUGAAAAGAGACGCUGGAGAUGAUGAGUUGAAGAAAGCGUAUCGUAAAUUGGCGUUGAAAUGGCAUCCAGGUGAGUGGAGAUGGGGGUCUGGUUGUUCUGAAAGUCUUCCUGAUUUAAUGAGAUCAAUAUUUAAUUUUGUGAAUUAAUGUCCAUGCAGGAUAUGAUGGUCAUAGAUAUAGAGGUGAAAAAUAAGAGGUGAUGAGCAGUUUAAUUGUAUAAUAGUGUGAUAUGACCUGUUACAAAGCACCAAAAGUACAUUGUCAAGUAUUUUGUACCAAAUGCGUGCAACGUUAUUUGUUUAGCAUCUGGAUGACAGAUGUUAUAACAGUCAGGUUGAAGUUAGAGAUCAUUAUUUACCUCUGUGGUGUGAUGGAUUGUUUAUAAUUCAUGUCUGCAACACUGCACCAUAUAAUGGUUACAAUUAAUGUUAUUCAUUUGAUAAUUCCUGUGUGGUCUAAAAGAUGAUGUAAGCUGACAUUUCAGUUCUGAUUAUUGAGCUAAAUUCAGUUCUCACCAUGAGAUGCUGAUAAAUCAAACUUCUUUCUUGUUCAUUUCCAACCACUAAAGACUUAUUUUCCUCUGAAAUUUCCAGAUAAAAACUUGGAUAAUGCAGAAGAGGCUGCAGAGCAGUUUAAGCUGAUUCAGGCAGCUUAUGAUGUCCUGAGUGAUCCACAGGAGAGAGCAUGGUGAGGAGGAAAUUGAUCUCAGCAUGUACACAGCCUUGUUCCUUACAGCGAAGAAAAUCCUUGCUGGUAUUUUUAUAAACAAUGUGGAUCCAGAUUAUUUUAAUGUCAGGGUUCCUAUGCAAGUAUGGAAAAGUAUGGAAGUAAUUUGAUAAAUUUCCAGGUCUUAAAGAGUAUGGUAAAAGAAAAAUUAAGUAUGGAAAAACAUUUAUGUUAACAGACUAUAUUACCACAGUUAUAAAAUACUGUUUUCUAGAAUAGAAAGUAGGCAUUUCUAAAAAAAAAAAUCUAGAAAGUAGGGUAUAGAAAAGUAUGGAAAUUCCAACUGUGUAGGAACCCUGUAAUGUGAUACCUCUCACUGUGUUUGGCAGGUAUGACAAUCACAGAGAGGCUCUGCUGAAAGGAGGACUGAGUGGAGACUAUGAAGAUGACAGCAUUGACCUGCUGCAGUACUUCACAGUUACCUGCUACUCUGGCUACGGAGAUGAUGAGAAGGUAUGUGUUCAUCAUCAGGAAAGUCCUGUUGCUCUGGACUCAUAAAUGGACACAUUAAAUGGAGUCUUUUUAAGCAUGACUUGGGGAUCUUUUGGGGAAAGAAUAAUGAUCUGUGUUACUGAAGGAUGAUUGAUCCACACUGUCUCUUUUGUCUCUGUGGAGUAGAGGAAAAGAAUAUCUUUUUAGGCUCAUAUAAAUACUUAAAGUUAAAAGAAAUGUAGAUUUUGACACCCAGUAAAGUUCUUUUCAAAACACUCGCAAAGCUGCUCAAGUGCUCAAUUAUUGAGGUUUCUUGACAAUAAUUACAGAGAUGUGAAUGAAUGACACAAUACAUAAUCACACAAUAUCCAACUUGAUUAGAUGUAUUCUGAUUUUUAAAAGAAGUAAAUGUAAGCAAAGAUUCAUGACCCCACACAACUUAAUAACAGGCCAGACUGUCUGUCCUGUCUGUGCCAGUGAGAGGAAUUAUUCAGAGAUUAUCAAAAGGCUGAUUAAAGGCAAGCCAAGUGAUUGGAUUAGCUAGAUUAGCUAAAGGAGUGUGAAUAAUAAACUGUACAAUACAGAACUGAGAGAAAUCCAGUCUAUUUAAACCAUUUGUAUUUUUAUGCUGCUUGUGGCUCCAUCUUCCUAAUGCAAUCUCUAAACAGUCCUGCUCUGUGUUUUUCCUUUUUUAUCCACUCUUCCUCCCUAGGGUUUUUACACAGUCUACAGAAAUCUCUUUGAGUCCAUUGUUAAGGAAGAGAUGGAGCAUGGAAAGGUGGACAAUGAGGAAGAGGAGGAGGAGUUUCCUCCCUUUGGAGACUCUCAGAGUGACUAUGAUACUGUGAGCACUUAAAAAGAGCUAUAAUAAUCCCAUCAUUUUAUUUUUUUACGCUACUUUUUCAUUUUUCUAGUUAUGUAGAUGCACUCAGCCCUGAUUUCCAUGUCACAGGUAGUUCACGUGUUUUACGGCUACUGGCAGAGCUUCUGCACCCGUAAAAACUUUGCAUGGAAGGAGGAGUACGACACAAGGCAGGCCUCCAACCGCUGGGAAAAAAGGGCCAUGGAGAAGGAGAACAAGAAAACCAGAGAGAAGGCCCGAAAAGAGCGCAACGAGCUUGUUCGACAGCUGGUGGCUUUUGUGCGUAAGCGUGACCGCCGAGUGCAGGCCCACAGGAAGCUGGUGGAGGAGCAGAACGCUGAGAAGGUCAAGAAGAUGGAGGCGAUGAGGCGGCAGCAGAGGCUAAACCAGGCCAAGUGAGCAAUAGACAAAUAGUUUGACACUUUUAAUUAUGUUUCCUUAGCUUCUCUCUCAUAUUAAUAAUACUACUCUGUAUGUUUAUCCAAGACUGGCAGAGGAGUACAAAGAGCAGAGCUGGGCCGCCAUGUCUGAGCUUGAGAAAGAACUGCAGCAGAUGGAGGCCCAGUAUGGAGAGGAGUUUGGAGACGCAUCAGAGAGUGAAGAUGAGGAGUUGGAUAUGGAGACACAGGAGAAGAACGGUGACGAGGGAGGAGGUCAGUGGGAUUUGGUGGUGCUUCUCAUUUCGAAGUACAGAAAUACGAGAAAGACAAGAGCUUCAGUUUGUCUGUUUUGGCAGCUUCUGUUUCCUGGCUUGUUUCUGAUGCUGGUUAUUGAUUCCCAGAUGCAGAGCAGGCAGAUGAAGACGAACUGUUAGCUGACUAUUACGAUGAUCUGUACUGCCCGGCCUGCGACAAAUCCUUCAAAUCAGACAAAGCGUGAGUAUCUUCCUCCACCUGUCCACUUGCUUGUAGUUUUCUGAUCCAACAUGUGAAGUCUUCUUGCCAAGCUUUAGCAAAGUUAGUACACGGGUUGAUGUGCUGAGCUGUGUGUGUGAAAAAUACAGAUUUAAAAGUCCGAUUAAAAAAGUCGAACAGUUUUUUCAUGGUUUUGUUCAUUUUCUUCUCUGCAGUAUGAAAAACCAUGAAAAGUCCAAAAAGCACAGAGAGAUGGUGGCGUUGCUGCGCCAACAGCUGGAGGAAGAAGAGAAAUCACUUGGUCUAAACCCCAACGGAAAAGAGAGAGAAGAGGAUGAAGAGGAACAAGAAGAGAAUGAGGAAGACGAGGAGGAGGUAGACAAGCCAAGGCAGAAGUAUGUAUUUGAAUGUUCUGAUUGAAAAAAGUCUGCUACUUUUCAGUCUUGUUGACUGGGUGGAAUUUUGAAUAUUUUCUCAGUUGGUGUUUGACUGUUUGUCUCCUAUCCCGCACAGACUGUCCAAAAAACAAAAGAGGAAAAAGAAGCAGCAGAAAGCUGUAAAUGUGAGUCAUAUUAUUUCUACCUGCAGUUGUUUUUUUUGUUUUUUUUAAUUAAUCUUUUUAUUAGAGGUCAGGCCAAAAGUCAUUCCACAACAUUUAAAUAGCACCGGAGUAUACAGUCUCUCAAUAAACAACAAACGUCAUAAGGAUAAUUGCAGAGAUGUCGUCCGCCAACCUCCCUUCGUUUUUCUUGUUUUUUAACAAACGAUAAAAAAAAGAAAAGCCAUGAAAAAAAAAAUAAAAAAAGAAAAUAAAAAAGAAAACAAAAUAAAAAUAUAAUCCGACAAACACGAGAUAAUCUUAUGUUUAAACAGGUACCUGCAGUUGUCUGUGCCUGUUUUGGUCAACUCUCACACAUUUAAGGUGAAUAUUUCUGAAAGAUCUUCCUAAUUUUAACUUUUAUAAUUUCCCUUUUCUGCAGACUGCUGCAGAGGAGGUGAAGGAGGAGGAGAAACCGACUGUGACUACCCAUGAAGAAGACACUACAGAGAACACGGCAGAGCCUGAGGAGCAGGAUGAUCCCACUCCUGUAGAAGUCAAGAGGUCAUAAAAGUUUCUCUGUCUUUUUCUUUCUUUUUGUGCUAUAUUUAGAUCUGUUAAGUGUUCCUAAGUUUUCAUAUCACACAGUUUAUAUUUGUAUCAGUCUACUGAGCUGCAGUGGUCUUGAAUGUAUUUAGCUGCUUUGAUUCACUAAUUUGGACACUAGGGGGCAGCAGAGGGAACUUAAACACUUGAGGAGUUGUUACGGCCUUGUCUUUUUACUCAUUCAAAAACAGAGUUCAGUCAGCGUCAGUGCAGAGUUGUGUUUUGGAUAACUAGAUAGAUAAGGUUCAGUUUCAUGAGUUUUUUGAGGGUCUUCAGUUUGAUUGUGUUUCUGAACUGAUUGUAGUUUUUUUAAUCUUCCCUUUAUUGAACCUUCAGCAGCUCUGGGACGAAGACAAAGUCAAAGAAGGGAGGAGGAAAAGACAAACCGAAGAACGUAAAGUCCAGCACAGGAGAAGAACAGAUUCCUGAGGUUUGUACAAUAUAGCUCAGCGUCUGAGAGGAGUUUUAGUUGGUUAUGAACUUCAAAGAAACCCAUUUUCACUUUGUAAUUUACUUUUAGUUUUAUCAUUAUAUCUAUUUGAGUUGUCAAUUCUCCAUUCUCACCCACAGAAGGAAGUCAUCUUGCGCUGUGUGACCUGUAACAAUGAGUUCUCAACAAGGAACAAGUUGUUUGACCAUCUGAAGACAAGCGGCCACGCCACUGCGCUCUCUUCAAACGCUCCUCAGAACACCACGAGCAAGAGUAAAAAGGACAAGAAGAAGAACAGAUAGCAGCUGAGAGGACUGGACUCUGCAGGGACACAGGUAACCAUGACCUGACUGUAAGAGGACUUUAAUGGACUGAGUGAUUUUACAGAUUAUAAUUGUAAUCUUCCAAAUUGGAACAUUAUGAGCAGUUUUACAAACCUCUCCCAAACUUAUGCAAAUACCGGUAUUGAUGAUCCAACUAUCUUGUGUACAGAAAUCUCCCUUUGACCCCUUCUUCCAGAUCCUUUACUGUUUCAGAAAUCCCCUGUUUGUCAUGAGGACUUCUUCGGUGGUAUUACUGUAUUACAAAAAUAAAGUGAUACUGCAUGUUUGUAUUUAUACAACAACUUUGAAAUGACUUGUGUCAACACUUUAAUUUUCAAUUUUUAUCAAAAAUAUUUAAUGUACAGUUUCUCUGCUGUUUUAUUCGGUUGACAGAAAACCAUACCUGCUGAUUUAUCAAACCUGACAUAGGUAUUUGUUUGAGAAAUAAAAGCAGUAACAGGAAAUAAACUACAGACUGGUUGUUGAAUGAUCAGAUCUAUGUUGACUUAAUA